Neomonachus schauinslandi (Hawaiian monk seal) is the source of this 2117-nucleotide messenger RNA. RefSeq names its product cytoskeleton associated protein 4 (gene CKAP4). The coding region runs from base 158 to 1933 and encodes 591 amino acids. Gene Ontology annotation, cellular component: rough endoplasmic reticulum. The transcript is spliced from 2 exons. The record is from RefSeq and is a predicted model, not a curated record. NCBI's taxonomy places the organism in Eukaryota, Metazoa, Chordata, Mammalia, Carnivora, Phocidae.
UCGCGCGCCCGCCGCCCGCUCUCUCUCGGCCGCUCCGACGCCAGCAGCGCCCGCGUGCCGCUCGCCCAGCCCCGGGGGAGCCCGAGGAAGUUUCCCGGGCCGCGUGCCCCGCUCGCUCGCCUCGCAGUCCGCGGCCUCACCCGCCGCCGCGCCCGCCAUGCCCUCGGUCAAACAAAGGGGCUCCAAGGGCGGCCACGGGGCCGCGAGCCCUUCGGAGAAGGGCGCCCACCCGUCGGGCGGUGCGGAUGACGUGGCGAAGAAGCCGCCGCCGGCGCCGCAGCAGCCGCCGCCGCCCGCGCCGCACCCGCAGCAGCACCCGCCGCAGCAUCCGCAGAACCAGGCGCACGGCAAGGGCGGCCACCGCGGCGGCAAGUCUUCCUCCUCCGCCGCCGCCGCCGCCGCCGCCGCCUCGUCCUCGGCGUCCUGCUCGCGCAGGCUCGGCCGGGCGCUCAACUUUCUCUUCUACCUCGCCCUGGUGGCGGCGGCCGCCUUCUCGGGCUGGUGUGUCCACCACGUCCUGGAGGAGGUCCAGCAGGUCCGGCGCGGCCACCAGGACUUCUCCCGGCAGAGGGAGGAGCUGGGCCAGGGCUUGCAGGGCGUCGAGCAGAAGGUGCAGUCUCUUCAAGCCACAUUUGGGACUUUUGAGUCCAUCUUGAGAAGCUCCCAGCAUAAACAGGACCUCACAGAGAAAGCUGUGAAGCAAGGGGAGAGUGAGAUCAACCGGAUCAGUGAAGUUCUGCAGAAGCUCCAGAACGAGAUUCUCAAAGACCUCUCUGAUGGCAUCCAUGUGGUGAAGGAUGCCCGGGAGCGGGACUUCACGUCUCUUGAGAACACGGUGGAGGAAAGGCUGACGGAACUCACCAAGUCCAUCAACGACAACAUUGCUAUCUUCACCGAAGUCCAGAAGAGGAGCCAGAAGGAAAUCAGCGAUGUGAAGGCGAAGGUUGCCUCCCUGGAAGACUCCGAGGGCUAUAAGCAGGAUUUGAAAGCCUUGACGGAAGCUGUGAAGGAAACACAGUCCUCUGUGAGGUCCAGAGAAAAGGACAUCGAGGCCCUGAGAAGCACCCUCCAGACCUUGGAGUCUGAUGUCUACACUGAGGUCAAGGAGCUGGUGAGCCUCAAGCAGGAGCAGCUGAAGUUCAAGGAGGCGGCCAAUUCGGAGCACCUCACCUUGCAGGCCCUCACAGAGAAGCUCCUGCAGUCCGAGGAGGUCACCUCCCGCCUUCCUGAGGAGAUCAGGAGACUCAGGGAGGAGCUGCGCCACCUGGAAGCCGAGGCCCUUAGGCCGGAAGAAGAUGGGGUUUACAAACACUCUGACUCCUUGGCGGCGCUCCAGGAGAAGAGUCAGGGACUGGACUCCAGGCUCCAAACUGUGGAAGACGGCAUGGAUGCCGUGCAGACGGCCUCCACCCGGCACAGUGAGGACCUGGAGGCCCUGCUGGCCAAGAGUGAGGAGCACGAGCGGCGCCUGGCCGCCCUGCAGGAGCACGUGGUGGGCCUGGGCCCUUCGGGGGCUGACGCGGGCGGCCUGGCCGGCACGGUGGGGAGCCUGGGGGAGGCCCAGCUCUCGCUCUACAGCGACGUGGAGGAGCUGAAGAGAAGCGUGGGUGAGCUCCCCAGCACCGUGGAGGCUCUCCAGAAGGUGCAGGAGCAAGUCCACACGCUGCUGGGCCAGGACCCGGCCCGGGCGGCCCCCUUGCCUCAGGACUUCCUGGACAGACUCUCUUCUCUAGACAACCUCAAAGCCUCAGUCAGCCAAGUGGAGUCGGACUUGAGGAUGCUCAGGACUGCUGUGGACAGUUUGGUCGCCUACUCGGUGAAAAUAGAAACCAACGAGAACAACUUGGAAUCAGCUAAGGGCUUGUUAGAUGACCUGAGAAAUGACCUGGAUAGGUUGUUUUUGAAAGUGGAAAAGAUUCACGAAAAAGUCUGAAUGAAUUGCGUGUGUAGGGUGCAGAGUUAAGUCGUUUCUCAUGACCAAAAAAUGUGUUGUUUUCUUCCAUCGCGCCCUACCCCCCAUGUUCUUUGUCCCCUCUUAAAAAGCAGUGGACACCCCCCCUGAACACCAAGGCAUUUUAUGUUUUUGUGCCCAGUUAAUUUAUUUACGAGUAUUACCA